This is a messenger RNA of Betta splendens (Siamese fighting fish), 1979 nucleotides long. Its product is annotated as recombination signal binding protein for immunoglobulin kappa J region-like. Gene Ontology annotation, biological process: regulation of transcription by RNA polymerase II. Gene Ontology annotation, molecular function: RNA polymerase II cis-regulatory region sequence-specific DNA binding; DNA-binding transcription activator activity, RNA polymerase II-specific. Lineage: Eukaryota; Metazoa; Chordata; Actinopteri; Anabantiformes; Osphronemidae. Gene Ontology annotation, cellular component: nucleus. Bases 279 to 1895 code for a protein of 538 amino acids. The transcript has 13 exons. The record is from RefSeq and is a predicted model, not a curated record.
CUCGCUGCAGACAGACCAACGUUGCGACUGGUGGACGUCUGACGUUUCUCCGGACUCUGAGGUGAAACCUGGACGUAACUGAGCAUCAUGGAACACGUGAAUGGACGCAACCUGAACCUGCAGCACAGGAUCCCAGAAGGAGCCUGAUCCCUUCAGACCAUCAAGCUGCGAAGCCAAGCCAACGGGUUGUUAAACUGGGUUCUGAUCCGGCCUGGAGCGCGUUCCCAGUCAAACCAGCAGCAGAGCCCCGUCCACCCACAGAAAGGAGGCACAGCAUCAUGGAGGAGCUGGACACCGGACACGACCCCAGGACGGCAUCCGGGCUCCGGUCCGGGUUCUCCCAGGCCCACGCCGGGCUCCUCGCGCCCCCUCCCGCGUCCCCACAGCCGCUCAGCCCGCUCACUCACCUGGAGACGCUGCUGGACGCACGCGACGCACGCGACGCACCGGCGGCGGGAGGCUUCGACAGGAGACUGGAUCCAGGUUUUCAAGGCUGCCCUUUUCUGGGGAGCGGAUCUCACACAGACCAGACCGUGCUCAUCCUCCACGCCAAGGUGGCCCAGAAGUCCUACGGCAACGAGAAAAGGUUCUUCUGCCCUCCUCCCUGUGUUUACGUCAGCGGCCACGGCUGGAGACUCCUGCAGGAACGUGUGAAAGCCGCAGACGGUGGAGACGCUCUGAACCCCGUGUGUGGCUACAUGUGUCUGGACAGCUCCCGGCAGAGCCAGGCAGACGUCUUCAAGCUGAUGUUUGAGGAACAGCCCGACUCCAGGAUGUUCGCCUGUGCCAAGUCGCUGUUCAUCUCCGACCAGGACAAGAGGAAGCACUUCCGGCUGCUGCUGCAGCUGUUUGUGGGGAACCGACAGGAAGUGGGCUCCUUCCAGAGCCGCAUGAUCAAAGUCAUCUCCAAACCGUCGCAGAAGAGGCAGUCGAUGAAGAACGCAGACCUGUGCAUCUCCUCGUGCUCCAGAGUGGCUCUGUUCAACCGGCUCCGCUCUCAGACCGUCAGCACGCGCUACCUGUGUGUGGACAGAGGAGGCUUCAUCGCCAGCGCCAGGCAGUGGACGGCCUUCACCGUCACCAUGGCCGAGGCCCAGCGUGACCAGGGGGACUAUGUGCUGAGUGAAGGCUUCAUCUGCUACGGAUGUGUGGUCCAGUUAGUGUGCACCGAGUCUGGAGUGGCUCUACCACCUAUGGUGAUCCGUAAGGUCAACAAGCAGCACGCCGUCCUGGACGUGGACGAGCCGGUCUCUCAGCUCCACAAGUGCAGCUUCCAGUUCAGAGACGAGCCCCACGCCUUCCUGUGUCUGUGCAACGACGCCAUCGUCCAGUACCGGGCUCAGCCCAGUCUCAGAGAACCCAGCAGAGUGGUUCUGAGCGACGGCGCCUGUUGGACCAUCAUUGGAGUGGAAGCGGUGGAGUUCACCUUUAACCAGGGUCCAGCCUGCGUCCAGACACCAGUCAGUCCGUUCCCAGUUAUCACUGGUUUAGAGGUGAACGGUGGAGGACACGUCGCCACGCUGGAGGUCAGUGGAGAAAACUUCAGUCCUCAUCUCAAAGUGUGGUUUGGAAACACGGAGGCCGAGACCAUGUUCAGGUCUCCUAAGUCCCUGCUCUGCGUGGUUCCGGACGUCUCCGUGUUCAGGGACGGCUGGCGCUCUCUGCGGCGCCUCGUCUCCGUCCCGCUGGCUCUGGUCCGGUCCGACGGCCUCGUCUACCGCACCUCCUUCAGCUUCAGCUACAGCCCGGAGCUCCACCCCCCUCCGAGCGUCCGAGCGGCGGCAGCAGGAGGCGCAGACGGAGGAGCAGACGUGGGCCCAGACGACGACGUCCUGCUGGAGAGCAUCCACCAGGAGUUCACCAGAGCCAACUUCCACCUGUUCAUGCAGAGCUAGAACCGGGCUUUAGUUCUGCUCCGGUGGAAAUGUCUGUUUGUCCAGAACCAGCGUCAGAUAAUAAAGAGCUUCUUGAAAUCCUAA